AUGGCGAACAACUUCUUCGACGGAACCUGGAGUGAUUUCUUUGACGACCCAGCGUUGCUCGGCCUCCAAGCGACCCUCGCCCUGUCUCUCGAACCGCCGUCACCUCGUCCUCAACGCAUCCACCACAUGCCACCAGUUAGUUCUCGUUAUACGCUCGAACAAAAUACAGCCCAGGAUGCGAGAUUCCGUUCUGGCUUUGGGGAUCGGCCUGCAUCUUCACCUUUUGGUGCUGCGGUGGUUCGGGAAGCAACUGGUUUGCCGCCGUCCGAAGUUCUCGGCAACGGAUUUAUGGUCGGACCCACUCGGCCCGCUUCCACCCCUCGGCGUCCCGAGCGUUCUCGACUCGAGGCGUCACUGGCGAGGGCCGAGAACCCAACCACUGAUCUCUUGCAGCUGAACUCUCCUCCACGUCGCGCUCCCACCUUCCCUGCUAUUCUUCCACCUCCAAGCCUCAAUCACACAACACUCUCCUCAACGUUUCCCACCCACGGCCUCCCAAACUCCCAGCGGAGGCACAACGACAUCUUUCCCGCUUCAAUACCUCCUCGCGGCAUUCAACGCAGUUCAUCUCAGCGCCGAAGCCCGCGCCACGACCACGCGGGCGACAUCACAACUUCUGUGCCCUUCACCAUCGACGACGAUUUUUCCCGGCAACCCGCUACCCACAGAGCAACGCCAUUCUCCGACGACACCCGCAGCGUGCCCCGAUUGCCAACCAUGAUGUCCUCGAACGCGGGUAGAAGAAACGUACGGCCCAGCGACCUGACGCUGCCCUCUACACCCAGCCAGCCAACCCAGUCGUCUCGCCCCGCUCAUAGGACCACCCGCCGAAGCACGUCGCAGUCCGUGCAGCCAGAGCAAGGCGCUUCUGGCAGUAAGCGCAAGCGAGAGCCAGACUUUGACGACCUUUUCGGCGAGAGCCCUUUCGACGGCCAGGAGGUGGUCGAUCUAGUCGAUAAGGAUGAAAUGCCGAUCGAGAUCCUCAAUAGCCAGGAGGAGAAGAAAAAUUACAUCAGGAUGAGCUCUUUUGACUGCGUCAUCUGCAUGGAUAGCGUUAAGGAUUUGACCGUUACUCAUUGCGGGCACCUCUUUUGUUCCGGGUGUUUGCACUCUGCACUCAACAUGGACCAGAGCCGACGGAUCUGCCCCAUCUGCCGGCAAAAGAUUGAUAAAGUGCCUGCUGGCAAUAACAAGUUCGGUCAAAAAGCAAAGGGCUACUACUCGUUAGAGCUCAAACUGAUGACCAGGAAAUCCAUGGCAGCGAAAGCCGAGCGGUCGUCUGUAUGA
Chaetomium fimeti is the source of this 1287-nucleotide messenger RNA. RefSeq lists its product as uncharacterized. The transcript is spliced from 3 exons. Bases 1 to 1287 code for a protein of 428 amino acids. Gene Ontology annotation, molecular function: SUMO-ubiquitin ligase activity. The record is from RefSeq and is a predicted model, not a curated record. NCBI's taxonomy places the organism in Eukaryota, Fungi, Ascomycota, Sordariomycetes, Sordariales, Chaetomiaceae.